Molecule: messenger RNA, 1728 nt
Organism: Hyla sarda
Lineage: Eukaryota; Metazoa; Chordata; Amphibia; Anura; Hylidae
Gene: CAPZA2
Product: capping actin protein of muscle Z-line subunit alpha 2
Exons: 10
Coding region: 114-974 (286 amino acids)
Biological process (GO): barbed-end actin filament capping; actin cytoskeleton organization
Cellular component (GO): F-actin capping protein complex; actin cortical patch
Molecular function (GO): actin filament binding
Source: RefSeq, a predicted model, not a curated record
CCGAGUCCCCUGAUCGCGCUCCCGCCACGCUUCUCGCUGUGCCUGGCCGCUCCGUGACGUCAGGAUCCGCCCACAGGGCGCGCACCGUCAGUCAGGAAAAGGGGGUGAAGAAGAUGGCGGACGUGGAAGAUCAGCUGUCCGACGAGGACAAGGUACGUGUAGCCGCAAAAUUCAUCAUUCAUUCUCCGCCAGGAGAAUUUAAUGAAGUGUUUAAUGAUGUUCGGUUCCUGCUUAACAACGAUAAUUUACUCAGGGAAGGUGCUGCUCAUGCCUUUGCACAAUACAACUUGGAUCAGUUCACCCCAGUAAAAAUCGAAGGCUAUGAAGAUCAGGUAUUAAUAACAGAGCAUGGAGAUCUUGGUAAUGGAAGAUUCCUGGAUCCUAAAAACAAGAUUUCAUUUAAAUUUGAUCACUUGAGAAAGGAGGCAAGCGACCCAAGGCCCUAUGAAGGAGAAAAUGCCAUAGACUCCUGGAGGAAUGUUAUUGACACUGCAGUGAGAUCCUAUGUGAAGGAUCAUUACCCAAAUGGAGUUUGUACUGUGUAUGGUAAAACAAUAGAUGGACAACAGACGAUAAUAGCAUGCAUUGAGAGUCAUCAGUUUCAAGCUAAGAACUUCUGGAAUGGACGUUGGAGGUCAGAAUGGAAGUUUACAAUCACACAGUCCACUACAAAGGUGGUUGGCAUUCUAAAAAUUCAGGUUCAUUAUUAUGAAGAUGGUAAUGUUCAGCUAGUGAGUCAUAAAGAUAUUGCAGAGUCGCUAACUGUGACGAAUGAAGUUCAAACUGCUAAAGAGUUCAUAAAAAUUUUAGAGGAUGCUGAAAAUGAGUACCAGACUGCAAUCAGUGAAAACUACCAGACUAUGUCGGACACUACUUUCAAAGCCUUACGCCGGCAGCUGCCAGUGACACGCACCAAGAUUGACUGGAACAAGAUUCUUAGUUACAAAAUUGGCAAAGAGAUGCAAAAUGCCUAACGUGAACACUGCAUGACUGGAUGAUUUUAGUGUCUGUGCAUAUAAAUAAACAUGAUUACAAAAGUAUUUGGAACUGCCAACUCGCCUGGUCAGCAUGGCCCUUUGCUAUUAAAAUAGGAAAUCACUGUAAUAUUAAAUAAUUCAGCUACAGCACAACAUUUACCUUCUACGUUUCAUUUCAAUUUGUUUACAUUCGGGGGUGGUAUACGUGCUGUAUUGGAGCGAAAGAGAAAAUAUGACUGUAAUGACAUAAAAUAAGCUCUUCAGUGUAAGGCUAAUGCAAGGAUAUUUAGCGACACAUGAGAAAACUUUCAGAUCAGACUAGUCGGUACAGUUCUACAGCCUGUUGUGCCACUUCUAGCAUGGGGCUCUUAAAUGUGGCUCUGCUGUGUGAGGUGCGUUACUUGUCUGAAGACUUUGUUGUACCUUUUACAUAUUUUGCUAAGUUGAACUAACCCCCUUGAAGUAAAUGAAGUAAGGCUAGGCUCUCUCAUUCCGAAAUGGAGAAAUCAGUCAUUGCUUAAAUAUAUAGUAAAUGCUUUCUUCCCAUGACUGCUAUUCAAAUUGGCUUGAAAUCCAUCUGCCCUUAACUCUUAUUUUAUUACAUAGCCGCCAAUGUAUUAUAACAAGGCAAAUUGUAAUAUAUAUAUAAUCCUGUACUCAUUAUCAUGUCUGUCAGUUUAUUUUUCUGUUUCUGCACUUGAAAUGUAUUACAAUUCAAUGUGACAUUAAAAUGCAGAUUUUCUAUUUCUCA